This is a messenger RNA of Dovyalis caffra, 1680 nucleotides long. Lineage: Eukaryota; Viridiplantae; Streptophyta; Magnoliopsida; Malpighiales; Salicaceae. The record is from the annotation of a GenBank genome assembly.
AUGUUUUGCACUCGUGCAAUAAGCAAUAAUGAUUUGCAAAGUACUGAAGCAGCUGAGACUUUUGUGCUCACAACUCCACUUUAUUAUGUUAAUGCCCCUCCUCAUAUGGGGAGUGCUUACACCACUAUCGCUGCUGAUGCCAUUGCUCGAUUUCAGAGGCUUUUGGGAAAGAAAGUUAUAUUUGUAACGGGAACGGAUGAACACGGUGAGAAGAUAGCUGCUGCUGCUGCUGCUGCUGGUUCCACCCCAAGGGAGCAUUGUGAUGUCAUAUCUCAAGCUUACAAGACACUUUGGAAAGAUUUAGAGAUUACUUAUGACAAGUUCAUUCGAACAACUGAUCCUAAGCAUGAAGCAAUUGUGAAGGAAUUUUAUUCAAGGGUUCUUGGCAAGGGUGACAUUUACCGAGCUGACUAUGAGGGAUUGUACUGUGUCAACUGUGAGGAGUAUAAGGUGGAUGAGAAGGAGCUACUUGAUAACAACUGUUGCCCUAUGCACCUCAAGCCAUGCAUUCAGCGGAAGGAGGAUAAUUACUUCUUUGCCUUGUCGAAGUACCAAAAACAAUUAGAAGAAAUUUUGACACAGAAUCCAAAACUCGUGCAGCCAUCAUUUCGUCUGAAUGAGGUGCAAAGUUGGAUCAAAAGCGGUUUGAAAGAUUUUUCAAUUUCUCGUGCAGCAGUGGAUUGGGGCAUUCCUGUUCCUAAUGACAAUAAGCAGACUAUAUAUGUUUGGUUUGAUGCUUUACUUGGCUAUAUAUCAGCUCUAUCAGUGGAAAAGGAGCAACCAGAUUUACAAACUGCUGUUUCUUUUGGCUGGCCUGCUUCACUACAUUUGAUUGGCAAGGACAUUUUACGUUUUCAUGCAGUUUAUUGGCCAGCUAUGCUAAUGUCUGCUGGACUAGACCUUCCUAUGAAGGUCUUUGGGCAUGGAUUUUUGACAAAGGAUGGUAUGAAGAUGGGGAAGUCACUGGGGAAUACACUUGAACCAAAUGAGUUGGUUCAUAAUUUUGGGGCAGAUGCAGUCAGAUAUUUCUUCCUUAGAGAGGUGGAAUUUGGUAAUGACGGGGACUACUCAGAAGAACGUUUCAUCAACAUUGUCAAUGCACAUCUUGCAAAUACCAUAGGAAACCUUCUUAAUCGCACGCUUGGUCUUCUUAAAAAGAACUGCCAAUCAACUUUGGUAGUUGAUUCAGCUGUUGCAGCUGAAGGAAAUGUAUUCAAGGACACCGUUGAGAAAUUAGUUGAAAAGGCUCAAAUUAAUUAUGAAAAUCUCUCAAUAUCAGUGGCGUGUGAGGCUGUACUAGAGAUUGGUAAUGCUGGGAAUGCCUACAUGGAUGAGAAUGCACCUUGGUCCCGUUUCAAGCAAGGGGGUGCUGCUUCUGAAGCUGCUGCAAAGGAUCUUGUAAUUAUAUUGGAAGCAAUGAGGAUCAUAGCAAUUGCUUUGUCCCCUGUCGCCCCCAGUUUAUGUUGGAGAAUAUAUGAACAGCUUGGCUACUCUAAGGACCAUUUUAACACAAGUGGGACCAAGUGGGGUGGCCUGAAGGGUGGUCAGGUCAUGGCUCAACCUAAACCAGUCUUUGCAAGGAUUGAGAAUAAAACAGAGCUGGAAGAUGAAGCAACGACUAAGAAACCUGUGAAAAGCAAGCAGAAAAAACCUGAAGUUGAAGUAGCUGCAGAAGCUUAG